GAGCUGGGCUGUGGCACUGGUGCCAACUUCCAGUUCUAUCCUGCUGGCUGCAGGAUCACCUGCCUGGACCCAAAUCCCCACUUUGAGAAGUUCCUGAAAAGGAGCAUGGCUGAGAACAGGCACCUCCAAUAUGAGCGGUUUGUGGUGGCCCCUGGAGAGGACAUGAAACAAGUGGCUGAUGGUUCCAUGGACGUGGUGGUCUGCACUCUGGUGCUCUGCUCUGUGCAGAGUCCAAAGAGGGUCCUGCAGGAAGUCCACAGAGUGCUGAGGCCGGGAGGAGUGCUGUUAUUCUGGGAGCACGUGGCUUAUCCGCGAGGAAGCCAGGCCUUCAUGUGGCAGCAAGUUUUUGAGCCCACCUGGAAGCACAUUGGGGAUGGCUGCUACCUUACCAGAGAGACCUGGAAGGACCUGGAGAAUGCCCAGUUCUCUGAGAUCCAAAUGGAACGACAGCCCCCUCCCCUCAAAUGGUUACCUGUUGGGCCCCACAUCAUGGGGAAGGCUGUGAAAUAAACUUCCAUGGGGGGGGUCAUUUGCUCCCUCCCCUGUCCCCAGUCAGAAAAAGCCA
Ictidomys tridecemlineatus (thirteen-lined ground squirrel) is the source of this 565-nucleotide messenger RNA. It is a transcript of the gene Tmt1b, whose product is annotated as thiol methyltransferase 1B. Gene Ontology annotation, molecular function: S-adenosylmethionine-dependent methyltransferase activity. The record is from RefSeq and is a predicted model, not a curated record. Lineage: Eukaryota; Metazoa; Chordata; Mammalia; Rodentia; Sciuridae.